GAGGAACCUAGCCGUAAGAUACGACGUCGUUUGGCAAGCAGAAAUUUCUGCCGUCGUAUUUUCCGGUUAGAGGAAAAAAAUUCCUCAGCACAGCUUUUUUUUUUUUUUUUGAUCGGAAAAUCCACAGAACACUUGACUUGGUUCCGAGGGUCGACGGCGGAAAGUAGAAGCAACAAUAUUGGAGAAUAAUCUUCUUCCGGUAUCAUGGAUUACUUGAAGACGGUGGUUCCGUCGCAACUGGUUUCCGAGCGUGGCUCCAAUCUUGUCGUCAUCAACCCUGGCUCUGCGAAUGUCAGGGUAGGGCUUGCGCGGCAGGACUCUCCGUUCAUCGUCCCUCACUGCAUUGCUCGGCGCACCACCCAAGUCCCCAAGCUAAACGUUCAAGAUCAGAUGCUUAAUUCUCAGGUUAGCACCGCGCAGCACAUGGAGCGCGAAAAGGCUUAUGAUACUAUUGCAUCGUUGUUGAAGAUACCUUUCCUUGAUGAAGAGGUUGGGAACAACUCUUUUCCUCAAAAGAUGGGGCGUAUUGAUGGAUGUAAUCUGCAGAAUCCCAAAAAGGAUCAUGCUUUCACUUGGACUGAUGUGUAUGUAAAGGGCCAAAACUUGUCAAUUGGAUCAGAAAGUUCAAUGAAUAAAAGUGUUGCGAAUGAGUCAUUGGGCCAGCAAGCAGGUACUAAUUCUGGGGAAACUAGUUCAAACGAAUGCAAGUUCAAGGAGUUCAUUUGUGGUGAGGAGGCACUGAGGAUAUCUCCCACUGAGCCAUAUUGCUUGCGGCAUCCUAUUCGCAGAGGCCACCUAAAUAUUUCACAACAUUAUCCUUUUCAGCAGGUUCUGCAAGACCUGCAAGCCAUUUGGGAUUGGAUUUUGAUAGAGAAAUUGCAUAUCCCUCACGAUGAAAGAAACUUAUAUUCUGUAAUUCUUGUUGCUCCAGAAACAUUUAAUAAUCGUGAGAUAAAGGAAAUAUUGUCUAUUUUACUGAGGGAAUUGCAUUUUACCUCUACAGUGGUCCACCAGGAAGGGCUGGCGGCAGUUUUUGGGAAUGGUUUAUCAACAGCAUGUGUUGUAAAUAUUGGUGCUCAAGUGACAUCAGUCAUUUGCAUUGAGGAUGGAGUGGCUCUAGCUCAUACAGAAAAGACUUUGCCUUUUGGAGGAGAGGAUAUGUCAAGAUGCCUUCUUUGGACUCAGAGGUAUCACCAGACUUGGCCACAAAUUCAUACUGACAUCUUGACAAAGCCUAUAGAUCUUUUGAUGCUUGACAGACUGAAAGAGUCCUAUUGUGAGAUUAAGGAAGGUGAGCUUGAUGCUGCUGCUGUUGUACAUUCUUAUGAGGAUGGGAUGCCAGCUGGAUCUCAUAAGAUAAGGCUAACUGCUCUUAACGUUCCUCCCAUGGGUCUAUUCUACCCAGCGCUUUUGGUUCCUGAUGUAUAUCCUCCUCCACCUUGCUCUUGGUUUCAUGACUAUGAAGAUACACUUGAAGAUGUAUGGGAUAAUCCUAGGAGAUCUGACAUGUCAGACAGUCUUUUUCCUGGCAUUAGUGCUGGGUUACCAAUGUGGGACACCUACCCGGUUUUUUCAACUAAACCAAAGAAAGAAGAGAAGGUUGGCCUUGCGGAAGCCAUAACAAGUAGCAUUCUCUCAGCUGGCCGGAUAGACCUCCAGAGAAAAUUUUUCUGUAGCAUACAACUGAUUGGUGGGGUGGCUUUGACUGGUGGGCUCAUGCCUACUGUGGAGGAGAGGUUUGUUUUCUAUUUGCAUAGUAUCAAAUAUUUUUACCAGCAUCCUAAUGUAGAGCAGUGUGAGCUUUGUGCAUAAUGUUCCAUGCAAUUGUCUUUAAGUGCAGAAUCCUCAUGCUUUGCCUAGAGCAUUUCAUCAUGAACAGGAAAAUUAGAUGCAUCAGCAUUUUUAAUUUUUACGGCUUUUGAAACCAAUCAAGAGCCUAUGCUGUCAAUUAUAUUCCACAAAUUCAUAGCAUGUAUCAUAGUAUGACUUCAGGAAAUCAAAUCAGUCUGGCUAAGUAUUAGGAUUAUUACAGCUGAAAGAGCUUUCAGCAAAGCUGAUUUUGAAUUCAAUAUCAAAAUGUAUUUGCCAAAAGAGCAUUAUUUCAGGAUUGGAAUCUAAUGCCUAUGUGCUCUCCUCUAAUACUACUAUUGACACUGCCUUUAGUAUAGAAACCAUGGUAUGUUCCAACACCAAAAUAAUUUUUCUAUCUUUUAAGGUUUUUCCUUUCUUGUGCAGGGUUUUACAUGCAAUUCCUUCAAAUGAAGCAAUUGAUACUGUUGAGGUCAGUUUGCAGAAUUUCAUUUGUCAAAAUAAGUAGUAUAAUAAGCAAUUUCCAUGUCUUUAACUGUCUCAAGAAGGAUAGAGAUAGCAUCUGUUUGUGUUGCAGAGGCUGAUAUUUGGAGAGUGGGUUCAAGUAAAAAUUAACAUUAGACAUGGCUCAAUGAUUUGGUGUGAUUAGAUAAAGGCUAAAGCCAGUGGUGGAAAAAGGUUAUCUAGCAAUUGGAAUUGUUCAAAAUUUGAUUUUAUAUAUAAUUGAUGAUAAAUUUUAUAUGCAAUACAUGGUAGAUGACAAAUUGAUAAACAUUAUACAAGUUUAUUGGCAGACUGAUUUGAUUCACCCAACAUUUCCUUUAGACAGAUAAUUUGAUCAACACCUAGAAACAUUCAAAUUGCCUUGUAAAGUAAGACUUGUUUUCUAUGAACAAAUUGUUUGUUUUACGUUGUUCAUAUUUUUGCAGAUUGGUUUUAGACU
Messenger RNA from Rubroshorea leprosula, 2752 nucleotides. The record is from the annotation of a GenBank genome assembly. Lineage: Eukaryota; Viridiplantae; Streptophyta; Magnoliopsida; Malvales; Dipterocarpaceae.